AUGAGUACUGCAAGCUGGCUCGAAAUUCCUUCGGGAUCCCACUUCUCACUGGCAAAUAUCCCAUUCGGUAUCAUCACAACGCCUGCCUCAGCUGAGCCUCACGCUGCAAUCGCCAUUGGAGACCACGUUCUUGAUCUAUAUACCUUCGCGGUUAACAGCGGCUUUGCAGCCCUACAGAAUUUCACCCCGGAGCACGCGAAGCUUUUCUCCCAGCCAACAUUGAAUGAUUUUGCUGCUACUGGACAAGGAUUCCAUCGUUACAUUAGAGGAUAUCUCCAAAAUGUCUUCGCACUCAACACGACCGUCCCUCAGGUUCUCAAGGACAGCAAUACUGCGAGAGAGGCUGCAUUGUUCCACAAAAAGGAUGUCAAAGUCUAUAUUCCCAUGAAGAUUGCGGGAUACACAGAUUUCUUCGCUGGAAGAAACCACGCCUACAACUGCGGCUGUAUCUUCCGAGACCCCCAAAAGGCGCUUCAGCCAAACUACCUCCACCUCCCCGUUGGCUACAGCUCGAGGGCAUCCUCUGUUGUGGUAUCUGGAACACCCAUUAGACGGCCUCUGGGCCAAUAUUUGGCAAACAAAAUGGAUACUGCGUCCCAGUUUGGGCCAUGCAGGAGACUUGAUAUCGAGCUCGAACUGGGAGCACUUUUGUGCAGAGGCAACGAAAUGGGAGAGCCAAUUCCAGUUGAUAAAGCCGAAGAGUACAUCUUCGGCUUUGUUAUUUUGAACGACUGGUCAGCCAGGGACAUCCAGGCCUGGGAAGCCGUGCCUUUGGGUCCCUUUAACGCGAAGAAUUUUGCGUCCAGCAUCAGCCCCUGGGUUAUCUUGAAAGAUGCCAUCGAGGGAUUCCAUGCUAAAGGUAUCCCCAAUGAAACCCAGCUGCAUCCAUAUCUGCAAGAAUCACGCCUGAAUAAUGUCUAUGACAUCAACCUGGAAGUGGAAAUCAAAACUGCCGAUGGGAAGGUUGCAACUUUUGCGCGCACCAACGGCAAGAACCUUGUUUUCUCAUUUGCGCAAAUGUUGGCACAUCACACAAUUGGUGGCUGUCCCAUGCAAGUAGGUGAUCUUAUUGGAUCAGGCACUAUCAGUGGCACCGAGCCUGGAAGUCUUGGUUCAUUCCUCGAAGCUUCUGCUGGGGGUACUCGUACCUUUGAGCUUGAAAAUGGCAUUCAACGAACGUUUCUACAGGAUGGAGAUACUAUCUCCAUCCGGGCUUGGUGUGGCAAGGAUGGCUCCCCGCUGGUGGGGUUCGGAGAGUGUGAAGGAACGAUCAAGCCAGCCCCAACGCUGUAG
This is a messenger RNA of Penicillium maclennaniae, 1293 nucleotides long. RefSeq lists its product as uncharacterized. Lineage: Eukaryota; Fungi; Ascomycota; Eurotiomycetes; Eurotiales; Aspergillaceae. Gene Ontology annotation, biological process: L-phenylalanine catabolic process; L-tyrosine catabolic process; homogentisate catabolic process. Bases 1 to 1293 code for a protein of 430 amino acids. The record is from RefSeq and is a predicted model, not a curated record. Gene Ontology annotation, molecular function: fumarylacetoacetase activity. The transcript has 2 exons.